AUGGGCGUGGAGUCCAUUGAUGUUUACCAUACGGAUAAUGUGCCGGGACCGAAUACCUACCCUGAAACCAGCCAGCAAUGUUUGGUUACUUCGCAUGCUUCGGACUUUGCCGAGGCGACUCAAUAUACACACCGAGAAGAUACCACGAGAGGACCUGAAUGGACACCAGGCGUGAGAGAGUGGCUCGUCACGAUAUGUAUCUCAAUCUUAGUAAUGAUGGAUGCGUUUAACAUGACUGUGGUCAUUCCCCUAAUACCAGGUUUCUCGGACGUCUUCCGACAACCUCUUGAAAACACCCUUUGGGUAAAUACUUCCUACCUUAUUGGCAAUGCUUCUGGCCAAGCUGUUUUUGCCAUGUUAGCCGAAGUACUUGGACACGGAUCUGUUUUACUUUCGUCUGCUGUUCUCGCAACAAGUGGUACGGGCAUAUGCGGCGGUUCGUUGAACCUAUCUGUGCUGGUAGCGGGUCGAUUCGUCCAAGGGAUUGGUGGAGGAGGGGUGAUGGGAGUUUCGCUUUUGAUUAUCUCCGACCUUAUUCCGAAGUCGCAUUGCGUCCAAUUUUCUACUUACGUAUUUCGCGCACAGGUGAUUGGUAUGAUCAUAGGCUCCAUCGCUGGCGGGGUGUAUCAUGACUACACUACUUAUAUUUGGGCUUUCUAUUCAAGUUUUGUGUUCUGCGCGAUUGGGCUCUUGGUGAUUCCAUUUGCACUUGACCUAAAGGGGCACGGUCAGGAAAGCAAGGGGACUCAUACGGGAAGUUUCCGUACAAUGGACUGGAUAGGGGCCCUGUUGAUCCUUCUUAGUAUUGGAUCUCUACUUACAGGAAUCAGCUGGGGUGGGACGCUGUAUGCCUGGGAUAGCUGGCAGAUAUUGUUACCGAUUUGCAUUGGUGGCAGCCUAAUGGUCAUUUUGGCCCUUUUUGAGACAAUGUGGGCCACGCAGCCAAUGUUCAGCUCAAAGGUGUUUCGGGACCUCCCGUCAAUAAUGCUGCAGACAGGCGGUUUUCUGCAUGGAUUCAUUGUUUCUUCUCACCUCCAUUGCCUGUCGCUGUAUCUCAUCUUCGUCAAGUCCCUCAAUAGUACAUGGAUAGGACUGAGUCUAGUUGCUCUUACGGGUCUAGCUGUACCUACCCUCAUGAUAUCGGGCACAGGGCAGCUGUUUCGGCGGCCACACCUUUCUGCCUGGAUUGCUCGUAUAGGUUGGUUGUUUACUAUUACCGCGACGGGAUGUUCCAUCUUGCUCAACACAUCGAUCCCGACAAUAGGUUGGCUGGUUAUCUUCCUGACUGCGGGACUGGGUUAUGCUCUGCUUUUAUUGGGACAUAACGUUUGCAUCCAUAUAAAUGCUCUGCAGGUCUACCCUAGUCGAGAAAACGGUGAGAGUGGGAAGGUCUCCACCUCGUCCAUCCUGAUCUACUCGAUACUACGCACAUGGGGCAUGUGCAUCGCCAUACCCAUCAGCGGAACUAUCAUAUUCAACUACCUAUAUGCAAGAGACAUCCCUGAUGUAUCGAUCGGGUAUACGGCUCGCCACCCUUGGGGAUACCUACCCCAGGAACAAAAGGCCGCUUACGUCGGCGCACUUCGAGCCCUCUGGCAAGGGUACACGGGCAUCGCCGCUUUGGGAGGAAUAUCGUCUUUAUUUAUUCGGUCUGCAAGUGGAGCAUAA
Molecule: messenger RNA, 1668 nt
Organism: Aspergillus alliaceus
Lineage: Eukaryota; Fungi; Ascomycota; Eurotiomycetes; Eurotiales; Aspergillaceae
Product: MFS transporter
Exons: 3
Coding region: 1-1668 (555 amino acids)
Biological process (GO): transmembrane transport
Molecular function (GO): transmembrane transporter activity
Source: RefSeq, a predicted model, not a curated record